Rhododendron vialii is the source of this 1367-nucleotide messenger RNA. RefSeq names its product NADH-ubiquinone oxidoreductase chain 3. The record is from RefSeq and is a predicted model, not a curated record. Gene Ontology annotation, molecular function: NADH dehydrogenase (ubiquinone) activity. Bases 112 to 438 code for a protein of 108 amino acids. Gene Ontology annotation, cellular component: NADH dehydrogenase complex. NCBI's taxonomy places the organism in Eukaryota, Viridiplantae, Streptophyta, Magnoliopsida, Ericales, Ericaceae. The transcript has a single exon.
CAAAACCAACAAGAAUUAUCACAAGCCUGUACAUGACUAGCAGGAACACUGAAAAGGUAAAUCAAGUAUACACAGAAACUUUAACAAGGGGGAAAGGCAUAGACAAAGGGGAUGCCUAUAUUCGGAGAUGCCAGAAGUCGCUUUGAUAUAAGAUUUUAUCUUGUUUCCUUUUUAUUUAUUAUCUUUGAUCUCGAAGUCAACUUUUUCUUUCCUUGGGCAGUCUCCCCCAACAAGAUGGAUCUGUUUGGAUUUUGGUCCAUGAUGGUCUUUUUAUUGAUCUUAACGAUUGGAUUUCUCUAUGAAUGGAAAAGGGGUGCUUUGGAUUGGGAAUUAGCCCUGUCUUGGGGAAUAAGAUCGAUUUAUAUAGGAUUUUUACAACUUUUCAUUAUUUUAAGUUUUACUAUUUUUCGCCCUUUCUUUCGAAAGCAUAAAAGAUGAUGUUGAGGAGGAAGAGAACGAUAAGCCAAAGGAGGAAGAGGAAGAGGACGAUAAGCCAAAGGAGGAAGAUGAGGAGAAGAGAAACAUGCUUAAGGCUUGACUCUUAGCUAAGGAAAGAAAGACUGUCAUAAACAAAUGAAAUUUAGGAGAAAAAGACAGCAACCCACUGGAGAUGUUGAAUCCACAAGAAUGUGUUAAUUUCUUACAGGAUCUGAAUAAAAGCCUCAUAAAGGAGAAGGCAACAUGCUUUUAGAAUAUUAAGAUUCUACUCAUAUAAGCAUUGUGUAGAUUAGGUUGACCUCCCCUGAGGUUACUCACAAUUUCAGAUACCACCCAUAUGAAAUGACUUUGACCCCGCUGCUGCUUCACUUGUGGGUUUAAACUACCCCUUGGUCCCCUUCUUUAAGUUGAAGUCAAGGAGGUGAGCAGAGAUUCCGGUGUGGUGGUUUUGGGGUUUGCAGGGAUAAGUGUGGAGGAAACAAGAAAGAAUGCCGGGCUGCGAUGGAGAAAGCAGUGGCCAAAGUGGUGGACGGAGUGAUGCUGGUUGGCAGUGAAGAGACCUCUGCUGGCUGUAACCAAACCCAACUCUAUUGUCUUACUGUAAGAAAACCAGGAAGCAAAAAAUCCAACCCCCUCAAUCAUCAGUCUCAAUGUCUCAUGAUGGAAGUUUCAAGCCCCAGCGAAGACGGUCAGUUGAUUAAUCCCCCAAACCCCUCUUUCUUGUCUCAUUGGAGCUGCCUUUCCUUCAGACCACGGCAGUUCGGAAUUGGCGAUUGCAGCAGUGGUUCCAUUUGGGGGUUCUCUUCUUUCUCUCAGGUCUCAUCAAUUUUAUCCAAAAAAUCAAAGCUGCAGUUGUUACUUGUUAGGGAUUGUGCAAAAAAAAAAAAAUGAUUGCCAAGGUUUCAUUGGGCCGUGAGGGUUGCGGUGGU